AUGAGUGGUAGUGUGGAGUCUGUGCUUUUGUGCUGUCCUAAGUGCCGCACCAAGAAUAUUGAUUUUGAGGUGUAUGACUACUUUGAUAAAUAUACAUUUUUAUGUGAGAUGUAUGACCCGGAUGACGAUGAGAUACUGGAACUGGUUUUGAACUAUUUCCCAUUCGAUAAUUCUGUGCAGGUGUUGUACCCGGCGAAGGGUAAAAUCCUGCUGAAACGAGUCCAGUUGCCCUCGCUGAAGAUCGAGAUGCUCCAGAUCGGCAACAUUGUGAACAUCUUCUCCAAGUUGCUGCACAUCACGGACUGUGCGCCGGCCACCAGGAAGACGCUGUUCCGUGAGGUGGAGAGCACGUUCGCACUGAUCAAGCCCGUCCCCCCUCACAUGCACGGCAAGAUUAUAACCUUCAUUAUGAACAAGGGGUUCCGCAUUGUCAACAUGAGGAACACCAAAGUUACCAAAGAGUUCGCCAUGGCGCUCUACGCGGACGUCGCCGGACAUAAGUUCAUGCCAAUAAUCAUAGACUACGUAACCUCAGGGGAGGUGUUGGGCUUGGAGCUGGUGGCCCCGAAGGCGGUGGAGCGGUGGCGCGAGUGCAUGGGGGCCACCGACCCGCAGCUGGCGGCGCCGGGCACCCUGCGCGCCCUCUACGGGGAGAACAUCUUGAAGAACAUCGCGCACGGGACCAAGACAGCCGCUGAGACACAAAAGAUGUUGCAAAUGUUCUUCGGGUUGGAGCAAGGUCUGCCCAAGCUGCCGUACCGCGCGACGUUCACGCGGUGCGCGUGCUGUGUGAUCAAGCCGCACGCGCUGGUUGACGGGACCGUGGGCGCCAUCUUGGAACACAUCGCCACCUCGGACAACCUGUACAUAUCCGCCAUGGCGAUGUUCACAGUCACUCUCUGCGACGCCGCCGACUUCUUCGAGGUUUACAAGGGUGUGCUGCCAGAAUACGAGGCCAUGUACAUUCACCUGGCAGAAGGAAAGUGUAUUGCGCUGGAAGUGAAGGGUAAGGAUUCGAGUAUCGACAGUGUAAACGAGUUGAGAAAGCUGUGUGGACCGAGGGACCCUGAGUUCUGUCGCCAGCUGUAUCCGGAGUGUAUCCGGGCUUUAUAUGGUAAGGACAUCGUCCACAACGCGGUGCACUGCACCGACCUGCCAGAGGACGGCGAGCUGGAGGUGGAAUUCUUCUUCAAGCUGCUGGCCAACCAGAAGGUAGCCAGUUAACAUGCACCACCUCCCACAAACACAACACAGUUGUCUCGACCAUUACAGACGGCGAUACGGCUCACCUACCUAUCACGUUGGUCUAACAGAAAGCUCGGUGAGGUGUGGGUACUUAGUUCAUCUUGCCCCUGACUGCCCCAAUUGGGAUAUGGCGUGAGCUUAUGCCUGUGUACACCCGCUUGCUCCUCAAGAUUUAUGUUGGCUCGACCAUUAUAGACGGCGAUACGGCUCAUCACCAAUGGAGCUGUGCGGAGGUGAGCGGAGAUUUGCAGGAUUCGACCAAUCAACGUCGACUCUCGAACGCUGUGAUUGGUCAAAUCCGCACAUCUCCGCUCUUCUCCGCUCAUCUCCGCGUCUCAGUGGAAACCCGGCCUAACAGAAAGCUCGGUGAGGCUACAAGUUUUAACAUAAGUACUUACAUUAAUGACAGAUUAUAAAAUGAUCCUUACUUACUUACUUUUUUUAUAAGCAUGACGACG
Messenger RNA from Pectinophora gossypiella (pink bollworm), 1703 nucleotides. RefSeq names its product nucleoside diphosphate kinase 7-like. Gene Ontology annotation, biological process: CTP biosynthetic process; UTP biosynthetic process; GTP biosynthetic process. Lineage: Eukaryota; Metazoa; Arthropoda; Insecta; Lepidoptera; Gelechiidae. Gene Ontology annotation, cellular component: centrosome. Bases 1 to 1224 code for a protein of 407 amino acids. The record is from RefSeq and is a predicted model, not a curated record. Gene Ontology annotation, molecular function: nucleoside diphosphate kinase activity. The transcript is spliced from 9 exons.